AUGGCGCUAAACAUUAUUGAAUCGAAUGAGUUCGAAGAGUUACCGAAUGUUUCGAUGAAUAAUUCUAGACAAUGUGCAGUAUGCAAAAAACCGGCAGGAGGGAUUCAUUAUAAUGUGAGUUCGGACUUUGUAUUUUAUAUAUUUGUUUAUUAGUGAAAAAAUAUUUAGGUGCACUGUUGUCAUGGGUGCAAAGCUUUUUUUCGUCGAGCCAUCACUAACAAACUGGAAUUCCAACAAUGUAUUUGGAAUGAGACGUGUUAUGCAGAUGAUAAAAUCGAUGAAGAGAGCAAAAAAUGUAAAUUUUGUAGAAUACAAAAGUGUUUUAAUGUUGGAAUGAUACCGCAAUUCACUACAAAACGAAAAUAUCUAAUUGACGAAAUUUCUGGUCAAAAACCAUAUAAUAUUAUGAAACAUUUUGAAACUCAAGUGAGGGUUAGUUUUAUUUUACACAAUAGCGUAUGUUUGGUUGUUAUUUCAGAUCAGAAAUCCUUACUCAAUAAUCCAAAUUCUCGUUGGAAACUUAGAACACAUUUAUAACAAACAAGAGAUGCUGAAAUCUUCAACAUAUAAUCCGAUUAUACUUCCGGAUUUUAAAGAAUUGAUCGAGGCUCCGAGUAAGCUACACUUAGCUGAUAAAUUAAGAGUUAGUGGUUGAGGGUUUGUUAAAUUGAAAAAGAAAGUUGAUUUUCAGAUGAUGAUGGGAUGGCCAUUAACACAAUCCGAAUACUUUGAGAAGCAUUCAGCCUUGAUAAAUAUGCAAAUUCAAAUUGAAUCUGAUAACAAACUAAAUUAUCCCGUUUUCACCGAGUUCGAGAAUAUCAAUGUGUAAGUGCUGAAAUAUUAUAAGCAUUGUAUUCAUUGAGAGAAAUAAUGUACUUUAUAUAAAUUUUCAGUAAAGAUUGGUUUCCAUUUGAAUUGAUGAUGACCCUUGAACACGCUAAAUCAUUUGAUUUCUUUAAUCAACUAGACAUUGAGGAUAAAUUAGUGUUGAUUCGUGGAAAAUCAAUGAUAAUUCAUUUGUUAACCUCAGCUUAUAAUUCAUAUAAAUUGAAAAAAGAAGUCAUCGUGAAACCAGAUGGUAUAUUUGUUGGUGGAACAGAUAAGUGAGAAUCUAUUGAAAAAAAUUUGUUUGAAAUUGUUAUUGUAUAUUUUUUACAGGCAUAUGGUGAUAAAUUCGUUGCUUUCUGCAAAUAUGUAAGUUUUGCUUUUCCUUUUUCCAGAAAAAAAUACUCAUUUUGAUUUUUCAGAAAAGCAGUUGAAAUGAACAGAAAAUGGAAAGCUGGACAAAGAAUAAUAGCUAUUAUGAUAAGAGACAAAUUAACUUUAACUGAAUUUCUGUUAUUAAGGGAAGUGAUCUUUUGCGAUCCAGGUAGUUUUUAUGAAAACUUUCGGUAAUUAAAACAUGUCAUCGAUAUUUCCAGCUCUCAAUUUGUCAUUCAAAGCUGCUAAAAUGGUACAAAAAGAGCGUGAAAAAGUAUCACAAGCACUUUUCAAUCAUUGCCUUAUUGAACAUGGAAAAAAUGGACCGAUUCGAUUCACAGUUUUGAUAAAUUACAUCACAGUUUUGUCGGAGUAUUUUUACGAUUUCACAGACUUUGUUAGACAAACCCAACUUUUUUCACCUGGAAGAACACCAGAAUCUAAAAAAUUAUUAGUCAAUCAAUUUCUUUCUUUGGAUCUGAAGUGAUUUCAGUUUUUGUUAUACAUUUUGAUCAUUGGAUUCGAUUUUAUACUUUUUUUCUCAAUAUGUACGUGAAUAAAUAAUACAUUUUUCUGAGAAGUUGUACUUUCUAAUCAUCUUUUUUCCCAAAGUUCAAUAAUUCCAUGGUGACGUCGCGUGAAAGCUUUUAAGCCUAAAAACUUAGUAUUUUUCGAGAAUCGAUAAACCUUCAGGUAAAUAUCAAUUUUUUGAAAAAUAAUCGGCAGAUUUUCAUAUAUUUUUAUGGAAAAAUUAAACGCAGUUUUGUUCGCUUUCUAACACCGUCAUAAUCAAUCAUUUCAGAAAAAUACUUUUACAAAUUAUAAUUAUAGAGUGCUGAUUCUAUACAUCAUUCCAUUUUUACGCAUUCUUACUCUCUACUCGAAAUAGUACUAUUAGAGAAUUAUUCUAGUAAUUUCUGCAAAAUUUGUUCAAAAAAUCCAGCUGUCUAGAAAAUAGGCGGAGCAAAGAAGAUUUAUCUUGAUAUUAUAAUUUUUAGUUUUUUAUUCACAAAUCGUGUUAUGAUGCUUGAUAAUUUUCAAAUGAAUGAAUUUGACGAUUUACCAAAUUUUUCACUGGAUAAUUAUAGACAAUGUGCGGUAUGUAAAAAGGCAGCCGGAGGAAUUCAUUAUAAUGUGAGUUAUUAUUUUUCUAUAAUUGUUCUGUUAUUGAUUGAUUUAGGUAUAUUGUUGUCACGGAUGCAAAUCAUUUUUCCGCCGUGCUAUAACUGAUAAACUAGAAUUUCAACCAUGUAUUUGGAAUGAGACGUGUUAUGCAGAUGAUAAAAUCGAUGAAGAGAGCAAAAAAUGUAAAUUUUGUAGAAUACAAAAAUGUUUUAUGGUUGGAAUGACGCCACAAUUUACUACGAAACGAAAAUAUUUGGAUGAUGAAAAUACUGAUCAAAAACCAUAUAAUAUUAUGAAACAUUUUGAAACUCAAGUUAGGGUUAGUUUAAAUUUCGUGAUAUAAUAUAUUCAAUAUUCAUUUUUUAGAUCAGAAACCCAUACUCAAUUGUCAAAAUUCUUGUUACAAAUUUAGCUCAUGUUGAUGAAAAAAUUGAGAAGCUGAAAAAAUCAACCUAUAAUCCAAUUAUAUUUCCCAAUUUCAAAGAAAUGAUUGAGGCUCCGAGCAAACUACACUUGGCUGAUAAAUUAGGGGUUUGUGAGAUGGGAACUGCGAAUGAUGUUGUAAAUUUGAUUUCAGAUGAUGACGGGAUGGCCUUUCACACAAUCAGAAUAUCUGGAAAAACAUUCAGCAUUAAUUGAUAUGAAAAUAAAAUUGGAGAUUAAUGACCAAGUAAAUUAUCCAAGUUUCACUGAGUUCGAAGGAAUUAAUAUGUAAGUGCGCGUCUUCCAUUAUUUAGAAGUAGUAAAUUAUAUUUUAAUUUUUGAGAAGUUGGCACGUUGAAAAUUCUAAUAAGUUCUCGCAAGCUUUAAUUUUAGCAAUCCCUUUUUUCAGCAAAGAUUGGUUUCCGUUUGAAUUAAUGUUGACUCUGGAACACGCAAAAACGUUUGACUUUUUCAACAGAUUGGACAUUAAGGAUAAACUAGUACUUAUUCGCGGCACAUCUGUGAUGGUUCAAACACUCUCUUCAACAUAUUUUUCAUAUAAGUCAAAAUGGGAAUAUAUUGUGAAACCCGAUGGGGCAUGCGUUGCAGGAUCUUCCAAGUAAUAUUCAUAGUUUUUUUUUUGAAGUUUUUCAAAAUUCAAUAUUUUACAGACAUUUAGUAAUCAAUUCAUUGAUUUCUUCUUAUGAGUGAGUUCUCUAUCUAAUUUUUUUAUAAUUCAAUUCAUUCUUAUUUCAGAAAAACCAUGGACAAUCAGAAAAAAUGGAGAAAUGGUCAACGAAUAUUGUCACUAAUGAUUAGAGAUAAAUUAACAUUCAGUGAAUUUUUGUUAUUACGAGCUAUAGUUCUUUGUAAUCCAGGUACAAUGAUAAUAUUUUUCUCUCAAGCCUGAGAAAUAUUUUCCAGCUCUUGAUCUAUCAGUGGAAGCUCAGGAUAUUUUACAAAAAGAACGUGAAAAAAUAUCACAAGCACUCUUCAAUCAUUGUCUCAUGGAACAUGGAAAAAACGGGCCAGUUCGAUUCACAGUUUUAUUGAACUACAUCACAAUACUGUCAGAUCACCUCGGUGACUUUCGUGAUUUUCUAAUAGUCAGUCAAAUUAUAUCACCUGGCAAAACACCACAAUCGAGGAAAAAACUCAUAAACGAUUUUCUUUCUAUUGAAAUGAGAUAA
This is a messenger RNA of Caenorhabditis angaria, 3938 nucleotides long. The record is from the annotation of a GenBank genome assembly. NCBI's taxonomy places the organism in Eukaryota, Metazoa, Nematoda, Chromadorea, Rhabditida, Rhabditidae.